Molecule: messenger RNA, 584 nt
Organism: Cuscuta epithymum
Lineage: Eukaryota; Viridiplantae; Streptophyta; Magnoliopsida; Solanales; Convolvulaceae
Source: the annotation of a GenBank genome assembly
AAUUAUACUCAGAAGUUCACAACUUCAGAAACAUACUUCCUUGGAAAUUUGAAUGAGUUGUAUGAUUCUUAUACCAAUGGUAAAUGCCAUCCAUCUCAAAUUGGCAAGGACUUAUAUUUGAAAGACACUCUAGGAGGAGAUGACUCUCUGUUUCUACGCCCGUGGCUAGAGUGUGACUACAUCUACUGCCCUCUAAGCAUAGACUCACAACAUUGGAUUCUAGUCGUUCUUGACGUUCAAGCAUACACCUUGCGUGUCUACGAUACUAACAGUAGACGUGGUGCUUUUCGUAAAAGCCUGAUUGAUGAAAUGCGUGGGCUGAUUAUCUUCCCAUUAUAUUUUCCUACUUUAGAGGGCGAGGCAACAAAGCUAAACUUACUAGUGUGAAGCCAUUUAACAUUCAGAUGGUUCAUGGUGUACCACAACAAGAAAAUGGGGGUGAUUGUGGCUUUUUAAUGAUGAAGUUAGCUGAGGUUCUUCAGAUGGACAUGGAUAUAAAGUUGGUAUGCCCUGAAAAGGUCCCAGAUUAUAUAUCGAGCAAAGUGGGCGUAUGACCUCUAUGUUCAUGGCUCAACAGAUGGAAA